Molecule: messenger RNA, 834 nt
Organism: Plasmodium coatneyi
Lineage: Eukaryota; Apicomplexa; Aconoidasida; Haemosporida; Plasmodiidae
Exons: 2
Coding region: 1-834 (277 amino acids)
Biological process (GO): protein deubiquitination
Molecular function (GO): deubiquitinase activity
Source: RefSeq, a predicted model, not a curated record
AUGAAUAUCUGGCUGCACACCUACACCCUAGACGUUCCCUUUUUUCUGAAAAAUGUGCGCCACACGGGAAUCGAAGUUUUCGGGAGCGAGUACACCUUCUCCAUGGACGGAAUCACCACAUGCAAGCCCAAGAGGUCGACUAUCGGGCAGUACUGCAAGAGCUACGAAUUGACCUUCGUGGAAAUAACAUACGCCCAGUUUGCCGAAAUUUUAAACGCCCUCGGAAAGAUAUACAGACCCAACACCUACAACUUCGUGUGCAAAAACUGCAACCACUUCUGCGAUGACUUGUUUGAGUUGCUCAGUGGAAAAAGAUUGUUUCAUACAUUUAUGAUUUAUUCUCGAUUGGGAAAAUUAUUUGGAAACUUUAAGAACCUAGCCUUCUGUGGGUACAUUGACUCCAUGGAGCUUUCCGGCAAUGACAAGGAAAUGUACGUCUACGCGCUGAAGUUGUCCAAGUCGAUCAUACGAAGGAAUAGGAAUGCGCCCGUUGGGGUGACGAACAAAUCGCAGAGCGGAUUACCGACUGGCUUACCUUCCGGCAUGACGGGCACUUUAACGAGCGGCCUGCCCAGCAACUUGCCCCCCCUCCAUUUCAACAAACCAAACGACGACUAUUGUAGCCGAUUUUGCAGCCCGUCCCCUAUAUAUAUCAUCCCGUACUCCACCUACACGAAUGACUCCUGCAUGGUCCAAAGCGUCUCCUACGGCGAGAAUACCUUUAACGGCCCAAUGGACAGCCUCCCUGAUGAGACGCACAAGGGUUUUUUCCCGAACGGCCAAUUCAGAACUGUUUAUUCGAUUAGCACGAGUGGCAGCUUUUCAAUGGCAUGA